ACCUGCGGAAGAACUUUGAGGAGGAGCCGAUGGGCAGGGAGGUCUCCCUCGAGCAGGAGAUCAUGCUGGUGUGCCGCCCCCCGGAGGGUAUCCCGCCGGCCGAGGUGGAGUGGCUGCGUAACGAGGAGCUGGUGGACCCAGCGCUGGACGCCAGCGUGUACGUGACACCGGAGCACAGCCUGGUGGUGCCGCGGGCGCGCCUGGCCGACACGGCCAACUAUACCUGCGUGGCCAAGAACAUGGUGGCCCGUCGCCGCAGCUCCUCCGCCGCCGUGACCGUGUACGUGAACGGCGGCUGGUCGACUUGGACAGACUGGUCGGCCUGCAGCGCCAGCUGUGGACGGGGCUGGCAGAAGCGGAGCCGGAGCUGCACCAACCCAGCGCCCCUCAACGGGGGAACGUUCUGUGAGGGCCAGAACGUGCAGAAAAACGCCUGCACCACCCUGUGCCCAG
Terrapene triunguis (Three-toed box turtle) is the source of this 453-nucleotide messenger RNA. Its product is annotated as netrin receptor UNC5A-like. Lineage: Eukaryota; Metazoa; Chordata; Testudines; Emydidae. The record is from RefSeq and is a predicted model, not a curated record. Gene Ontology annotation, cellular component: membrane. The transcript is spliced from 3 exons. Gene Ontology annotation, molecular function: netrin receptor activity. The annotation marks the transcript as partial. Gene Ontology annotation, biological process: netrin-activated signaling pathway; anterior/posterior axon guidance.